Bacillus rossius redtenbacheri is the source of this 5398-nucleotide messenger RNA. RefSeq names its product methionine--tRNA ligase, cytoplasmic (gene MetRS). The coding region runs from base 116 to 3367 and encodes 1083 amino acids. Gene Ontology annotation, biological process: methionyl-tRNA aminoacylation. Gene Ontology annotation, molecular function: methionine-tRNA ligase activity; ATP binding. Gene Ontology annotation, cellular component: aminoacyl-tRNA synthetase multienzyme complex; cytosol. The transcript has 20 exons. Lineage: Eukaryota; Metazoa; Arthropoda; Insecta; Phasmatodea; Bacillidae. The record is from RefSeq and is a predicted model, not a curated record.
UUCAAUACUUUCUACGAAUAAAAUUGGAGACAAUAAUUUGAAAUUGCGAUAGGGCAUUAAUAAUGUACCUACAAACUUUGAUACUUUUUUACGAGUUCUGGCCUUUUUUUUUUGUAUGCUGUUGGCCAUUGAGGAAAAAAUAACUAAUAAUAAUGAUGCAAAUGGUCAUGUGGCUUUAGACGAUAGUGUGAGGCAGGCUAUUGACUGUGAAUGUAAAAUUAGUCAAGGUUUUGAAGUACAAUUGAAAAUGAAGUUAUUUAGUAACGAAGGCAAUUGUGCUGCUUUAAAAAUUCUCGUUGCAGGGAAUUUUUCUGGUCGUACUGUUUCUCUUGAAUUAGUUUCCACAGAUGACGCAAGGUUCCAGGCCCCGUGCAGACUGCCCGUGCUGGAGCUGGACUCUGGCGACCGCCUGUUCUCGUGCAAUGCCGCGGCCAGGCUGCUCUGGCCACCUGGCUCAAGCUGCGAAGUGGAGGCAGACCAAUGGCUGGAGUGGGAAUCUUCCCAGUUACAGCCAGCUGUGUUGGCAGCCCUGAGCUUGGGCUCCAAAGUGGAGGCUGGAGUCAGGAAUGCGUUGUCUGCGUGCUUAGCGGAACUGAAGUCCGCCCUGGGUAGCGGAGAUUGGCUCAUAGGUAAAACUCUGAGCGUAGCAGACGUUGUGUUGUGGUCAACUUUGUACCCUGUCGUCACGGAAGCGAAACUCCAUCACGACUGGCUGGCGGGCUGCAGUACAGUUCUCGGGUGGUUCAAGCGCAUCCAAGAUGAGCCACAUGUGCAGUCCGCAGUCGAAGAGUUGAAGUUGAAGCCGGGGGUGGCGUCGCACCAGCAGAUGCUGUCGGCCGCCUGGUUCCCCUCCAGCCUCGUCGAGGAGCGGAGGUUCUCGCGCCUGCUGUCCACCGCCAGCAGCGUUGAGGGCUCUGUAAAGGAUGGUUCUAUUGCAGAGGAAGGGGGUGCUGCGAAGGAAGUCCCUGUCUCGGAGGAAGAACUGAGGUCCGCGGCAGAGGCCUGGGAGAACGGGGCAGCACGGAGGCCCAAGCCCAAACCGAGGGUUGAGCCAGUAUUGCCGGUCGCAGGAGAGCGCAAUGUGUUAGUCACGUCUGCUCUCCCGUACGUGAACAACGUCCCGCAUCUCGGAAACAUCAUCGGCUGCGUGCUUUCCGCUGACGUGUUUGCCAGAUUCUCUCGCCUGUGCAACCACAACACGCUGUACCUGUGCGGGACGGACGAAUACGGGACAGCGACGGAGACGAAGGCCCUGGAGGAGGGGCUGACCCCUCAGCAGAUAUGCGACAAGUACUUCAAGAUCCACGAGGCCAUCUACAAGUGGUUCGACAUAAGCUUCGACCUGUUUGGCCGCACCUCCACGCCGGAGCAGACCAAGAUCUGCCAGGAGAUGUUCCUCCGGCUCCGCGAGAACGGCUUCACCUCCACAGAGUCCAUGGAGCAGCUGCUGUGCGAGAGUUGCAACAGGUACCUAGCGGACAGGUUCGUGGAGGGCACCUGCCCCCUGUGCGGGUACGAGGACGCCCGCGGCGACCAGUGCGACGGCUGCGGCCACCUCAUCAACGCCACCGAGCUGAGGAGCCCGCGCUGCAAGCUGUGCCAGAGCUCCCCCGUCGUCAGGAACUCCGAGCAGUUCUUCAUCGAGCUGCCGAAGAUUGAACCUCGUCUGACGGAGUGGAUGUCCGGAGUGUGCAAUGGCUGGUCCAGUAAUGCCCGAGUGAUUGCGCGCUCUUGGCUUAAAGAUGGACUCAAGCCACGGUGUAUCACCAGAGACCUGAAGUGGGGAAUUCCUGUUCCUCUGGAUGGCUACAGAGACAAGGUGUUCUACGUGUGGUUCGACGCUCCUAUCGGCUAUCUGAGCAUAGCGAUGAAGUACACGGACAAGUGGCGCCUCUGGUGGCAGCCGCAGGAAGGCACGAAGGUGUCCCUGUACCAGUUCAUGGCCAAGGACAACGUUCCCUUCCACUCGGUGAUGUUCCCGGCCACGCUGCUCGGGGCGGACCAAGGCUACACCACCGUCUCUCACCUGAUGGCCACUGAGUACCUGAACUACGAAGACGGCAAGUUCUCGAAGAGCAGGGGCACCGGGGUGUUCGGGACGGACGCCCAGGACACCGGCAUUUCGUCGGACGUGUGGCGCUUCUACCUGCUGUACCUGCGGCCCGAGUCGCAGGACACCAACUUCAGCUGGGUGGACCUGGCCACCAAGAACAACUCGGAGCUCCUCAACAACCUCGGCAACUUCAUCAACAGGGCACUGGUGUUCGCGGACAAGUUCUUCGGAGGCCGCGUGCCGGAGAUGAGCGUGGGGGCCGGCGACCUGGCGGUGCUGGCACUGGUGACCCGCGAGCUGCGUGGCUACAUGGCCGCGCUGGAGCGCGCCAAGCAGAGGGACGGCAUCCGCCACAUCCUCAGCAUCUCGCGGCACGGGAACCAGUACAUGCAGGCCAGCCAGCCGUGGGCGCUCGUCAAGGGCAGCGACGCAGACAGGGCGCGGGCGGGCACGGUGAUAGGCGUGUGCUGCAACGUGGUGUGCCUGCUGGGCGUGCUCCUGCAGCCCUACAUGCCCGCCACGUCCCGGCUCGUUCAGGAGCAGCUGCGAGCCCCUCCGGACCUCAUGCUCAUCUGCCCGGAGGUCGCCGCGCUGCUCCCGCCCGGACACGUGAUCGGGAAGCCAUCACCACUUUUCACGAAAAUCGAGAUGGAGCAAGUUGAACAGUUGAAGCAGCGUUUCUCUGGGCAGCAAAAAUCUUCACCGGCGGCCGGCAAUGGCGCUCCUACGAUACCGGGAGCCACUGAGGCCAUUGCCAAACUAGAAGCUGCCGUGGCUCAACAGGCUGAUCUUGUGCGGAAGCUGAAGUCCAGUGCUGCCCCUAAGAGCGAGUGGCAACCUCAAGUUGAUGUUUUGCUGGAUUUGAAGAAGCAACUAGAAACUGCUAAAUCUGUCAGCAAAUCAAAAUCAGGUGCGGCCAAACCUGCGGUUGUCACCAAAGCAGUAAAUGGUGUUGAAGAGCUAGAGGCUGAAGUUUCGAAGCAGGCAGAUCUGGUGAGGAAAAUGAAGAGUAGCGGAGUGCCAAAGAGCGAAUGGCAGCCUUACGUGAACGUCUUGCUGGAUCUGAAGAAGAAGCUAGCAGCUGCGCAAAACAUUAACGGUGAUGUAACUGCCACGAACAACUGCGCAGCCCACAAUAGCGACGCAGCCAAACUGGAGGCAAAAGUGGCAGAACAGGCGGAGCGAGUGCGGAAGAUGAAGGGCAGCGGCGUGCCGAAGAGCGAGUGGCAGCCGGAGGUUGCCGUCCUGCUCGACCUGAAGAAGCAGCUGGCGACGGCGCAAGGCAUCGCCGCGGCCCCUGCGAGAAGAAAAUAGCACGGCCAAACCCUCGAACCACUACUCGACCCCGGAAAGUAUUAUGCAUUUUAUAAUGAGACUUGUUUCAAUUGCACGUGAACCGUCAUGAGCGGAGAGAUGUCGUGUAUAGCGUAUUUGGUGCUGCUGAUGUUUCGGCACAGGAGUGAUCAUUGAAUGUGUGUUGUUGCGUGGUGUGGGAUGUUUUGCUGGUGAAUGCCUCUCUGUUUGAGUGGUAUGUCAUAACUCCCUUUAAGGAUCUCACUGCAAGUAUGUACGUCAUAAUUUUUCUAAAAGGAGCUCAUUUGGUACCGCAAAUAGUCUUCUAAUCAUGUAACACAUAUUCUCUAACCUUUGACCUCAGGGCAGGUUCCUUAGCAACAAAUUUUUCUGGCUGCUAUGGGUUUGUUUGAGAGUCGAUAUUGGCUCACUAGUUUAUUUACUUGGUACAGUAAUUACUGUCGCUAAAAAUUUACUAUGUAUAGAUUUCUUUACCAAAUGGUUGUCUAGUGAUUGCUAGAGAUGUGAUAAACGUAAACAGUCAAGAAUUUUUUUAUACACAAAUUUUUUUACAGUUGAUUUCCUGCUCUACAAGAGUAUUGUAUUAAAAAUUUGGUUAACUUGUUAAAUUCGUGUAUCAUAUAAGUUAUUUGAAUUUUUUAAAUGUAUAGUGUCAGAUGUCUUAAAUUACUUUGCUAUUUAAUACUUUUAAUUAUACUCAGCAAUAAUUUAUUAGUAGGUACAUAUUUACUAAAAUAAGUGUUAGUACUCCAAAGCAAUACAAUUACGUAAGAUCAUAUACAAAUUCAAACUUCGAGAGUUCAGCCUAAAAACUACUAAACUUACUAUUUUCCAACUUAAUAGUUACCAAAAUGUUCUGAAUGUGGAUGGAUGUUCAUAUUUGACCAAAUUCUCUCUUAAAUUGUUUUUAUGGGUUGUUUUUUAUUCUUUGAUUCCAAAACAACAUUGGUAAAGAUGUAGCUGUUACAAACACAUGCACUGCAACCCUUAUUUCAGUAUAAAUUGCUUUUUUAUGUCUAUUCAGUUAAAGAGAGACUUUGUGUGUAAUAUUACUAAAUGUUAAUACAUAAUUUCAUUUGUAUGUGCAACAGCAAAGAUAAUGAUCGAUGCUGCAGGUAGUUGUGUUUGUCAAGGUGACAAAUUACAUGUCAUUUUCCUGAUUUCAUUUAAAUUUAAAGCUUUACUAUUUAUCAAUAAUAUGCUCAGAGAAAGAGAGAGAGCGAGAGAGAGACAAUAAUUUGAUUUAUGUAAAUUGGUAAGUGGCAUGUAGUUCCAGCUUUUGUUUGGAAAUAGAAAUCGGAAUGGCUGGGUCCAAUGUGAUAUUGCUUCAUUUCCCUUGGUAGCAUAACAAAAAAUAUAUAUCAGUUUAUGUAAAUCAUUCCUUCUGUGAAACCUACAGAAAAAUUUUCAAAAAAGGUUUUUUGUGAUUUUAAAAUAGUUUUAUGCUGAGUCUUCUUAAAUAUCCAUGCUGCAGUACAUAUGAACUUUAAUCACAUGUUUGUAAAGUUAGCAUCCUGUUACCUAAAUAAAUUUGUUUGUAAAAUCAUUAUUUUUAACAGUACAAUGUUAUUUUUUUUUCUUUUGAAAACUUAAUAUUUAAGUAUGAUGAUAAAAUUGUUAUGUUUUAUCUUUUAUGUUCAAAAUUAACUUUGAUUAUCCCUCAUAAUUUAAGAAAUGUGGUUUUAGUAAAAUGUUUUUGCUAUUAAAAUUGUAAUUUUUUUUUAUUUAAAUUCUAACUCAUAACUAUGUGGUUUAUUCUGUAAUUUCAUUUUUUGUGGUCUUUAAAUUUUGUUAUUUGGUUGGCAGUAUUUUUAUUAUUGUUAUUGUUUUUGUAAAUUUAGGUGGCAAUGAUUCCAUUAUAAAUGGUAGUUCAUUUAGAUGUUUAAAUAUGAAACAAACAAUUAUUAAUUUGCUAAAAGCUGUGAACUGAAUUAAUGAAAACUAAUAUUUUUUUGGCAUAUUAUUUAUUGUUAUUGAGUAUCCUAUAAAGUGACAGUGUAAAAUGAAUGGUAAUAAAAUAUCUGGACCCGU